Messenger RNA from Spodoptera exigua (beet armyworm), 1312 nucleotides. The record is from the annotation of a GenBank genome assembly. Lineage: Eukaryota; Metazoa; Arthropoda; Insecta; Lepidoptera; Noctuidae.
CGUCAAGCUUGUGACUGGUCAUCAGUGGACGAAUCGUGUGUCGGGCGCAUUUUCAGUAAUUGUUGAUUGGAGAUCUCCAAAUAUUACACUGAUUAUUGGUUACUGUGUUUUUAUUAACUUUGGAAGCGGUUACUAAUUUUCUAAUAGCGAUUUUCCGAUAAUUAAUCUUGUUGGAAAGUCUUUCUGAAUUGUGAAAACCUCGAGGUCGCUGUGUCGUGGGAUUGAUAGGUACAAGAUGUCCGUGUGUUUCUUUGUGCCUGCUGACCAGGCCGGAACCUCAGGCGUGGCAGAAGAAGUGGACAGUGACAUCAUAGAAGAUAACUCCCAGGUCGAAUCCCCACAGCAGAGUCUGCAGCAAUUCUGGUGCAAAGUCACAGAAGACAUCAGUAAAGUUAAUGCGGAUGACUUCAAAUCCCAAGCUUUGCCUCUCGCCCGUAUAAAGAAGAUUAUGAAAUUGGACGAGGAGGUCAAGAUGAUUUCUGCUGAAGCCCCGGUGUUAUUCGCUAAAGCGGCUGAAAUAUUCAUACAUGAGCUUACACUGAGAGCGUGGGCGCAUACUGAGGAUAAUAAAAGACGAACUUUGCAGCGCAACGACAUAGCAAUGGCGAUAUCAAAGUGCGAUCAGUUUGACUUUCUGAUCGAUAUAGUUCCGCGACAAGAGGUCAAACCUAACAAGCCGCGCUACGAUCACGCGCCACGGAGUAGUCAUAUUGACCAGGUGGCCCACCAUCAAGCUGCUUUACAGAACGCUGCGCAACCACAGAUAGUUUUACAGCCGUGUGCACAGACUUCGUCAGCAACGCCAUCAACGUCAUCAAGUAACGUAGCAGUGUCUCAGCAACCAGUAACAUUAGUACAACAGGUCCUUACACCCUCCGGAGAGCUCCAGCAGUUACCGAUUCAACUAACACAAGCGCAGUUGAACAUGAUCCGACUGCAAGUACAGAAUAACCCUAACCAGCCCAUUAUAAUACAGGCACAGUCCCAGCAAUCACCACAGAUUAUUCAGGUCUCAUCCCAAGGCCAGCAUCAGCCCCAACAGCAGGUGUUCCUUGCUCAAGUAGCGACUUCACAGGACGACUCCUAGUACCACGACAACAGCACUCAGUGCGAUGCUGACUCAGACUCUGAUGAAUAGGUGAUAGUGAUAGUGUUUAGUGUUUAACUUCAGUGAUCAGUGCAGAAACUAUCAAGAAACUGGAUAAAAGAUACUUUUUUUAACAUUUCAUUAGCAUGAAUGACGAAAAAAGUGUAUAAGCUCAUCAAAAAUGACUUAUUUACUAGUAAAAACCGGAAUCCAAGAAGCUUGUAU